AUGCCGCCCAAGGAGCCUGCAGCAAAAGGCAAAAAAAAGGAGAAGGAGGAAACGGAGGAAAAGGAGGAAAAGGCUAGCAAGGCUUCAAAGGGAAGGAGUGCCAAGGCGAAAGCCAAACCAAAGGCAAAAGAAAGUCGAAAAGCACAGGCGAAAGCAAAAGCAAGUCCAAAAGCAAAGACGAAAGCAAAAGCAAGUCCAAAAGCAAAGACGAAAGCAAAAGAAGCAGCACGCCCGGCAGCAAAAAGCAAGGCGAAGGUUGAGAGCAAGGUUAAGGAGGACACAAAGGAGACAGAGGAGCUGGAAGAGCAUGAUCUCGCUGAUCAUGAUCAUGAGGAAGGUGAAUCUAAAGAGGCAAAGAUCAAGGAGAGGAACAAGAAUGCACACAAAUUGUACAUGCGGUUCUGGCGGAACGUGCGGAGCCACGCGCAGCAGCAAAUGCUCUAUGAAGACUUCCUGAAGACUAAGGGCAUAUGGUCAGCCAACAUGAAGGAGGCGUUUGAGAAGGAUGUGGGCCAGGCCUUGAAGAAGCUCUCAGACGCCCGCUCGGUGAUGCAGAAAGCCCUGGAAGCCGGAUCGAAGGACUUGGGUUGCGCACUUUAA
This is a messenger RNA of Durusdinium trenchii, 600 nucleotides long. The record is from the annotation of a GenBank genome assembly. Lineage: Eukaryota; Dinophyceae; Suessiales; Symbiodiniaceae.